UAUAUACUUUAUCCUCCCGUUUGCCUCCCUUCCUGGUUUGCUGAUUUUGGUCGACGUGCUCUCUCGACUACUGUGCCAACAACAUCAACACCUUCCUACUUACGAGCAAACAUGGCUCCCAUGGCUAUCACACCAGUUGAAGAGCAGUCCAGGCAACUGGCUGCCGAACAACUUCCAAAUGCCGGCAACAUGGGCACAACCCGCAAGAUCAUCUGUUUCUCAGACUUCGAUGGCACAAUUUUCAUGGAAGACACCGGCCACAUCCUCACCAACGCCUACGGCUGCGGCCCCGAAAAGCGUGAACUCCUCGACGCACAAAUCAAGUCCGGCGAGCGCUCAUUCCGAGACGUUUCCGAUGAGAUGUGGGGAUCUCUCGACGUGCCUUUCGAAGACGGCUUCAAAGCCCUGGAAUCAGGUCUCGAAAUCGACCGUGACUUCAAGCACUUCCAUCAAUUCUGCCGCAACAACAACAUCCCAUUCAACGUCAUUUCUGCUGGUCUAAAGCCCGUUCUGAGGAGAGUACUGGACCACUUCCUCGGCGAAGAAGCGAGCAGCAGCAUCGACAUCGUCGCCAACGACGCCGCAAUCGACGACGAAGGUCACGCCUGGAAGCCGAUCUGGAGACACGACACCCCCCUAGGACACGACAAAGCGCUUUCCAUCGAAGAGUACAAGCAGACCGCAAAGCUCGAAAGCGAAGACGGAACCAUUCCAAUGAUCGUCUUCAUCGGCGAUGGAAUCUCCGACUUGGCGGCUGCUGGACAGAGCGAUCUAUUGUUCGCACGUCGGGGCUUGGCGUUGGAGGAGCACUGUAUCAAGAACAAGAUCGAGUAUGUUCCGUACGAUACUUUUGCUGAUAUCCAGAAGGAAGUCAUGAAAGUGGCGAAAUUGGAUCAGGCGAAGACAAAGGGCCAGGGUCUACCGGUCAAGUUCAACCCAAGAGCGAAUAUGUGGAGGAGGGCGAGCAGCAAGACUUCGGUGCCGAUUUACAAGGCUAUGACGCCGAGAGUAGAGGAGAGGGCGUUCUUGUGGCCGGAG
This is a messenger RNA of Zymoseptoria tritici IPO323, 1038 nucleotides long. RefSeq lists its product as uncharacterized. The annotation marks the transcript as partial. Lineage: Eukaryota; Fungi; Ascomycota; Dothideomycetes; Mycosphaerellales; Mycosphaerellaceae. The transcript is spliced from 2 exons. The record is from RefSeq and is a predicted model, not a curated record. Gene Ontology annotation, molecular function: phosphatase activity.